AUGCAAUUGAAAGGCUUGGAAUACUCGGCGAUAUUUGCCCUGUCAAACGCGACCAUUGCAUGGGGUCAAUUACUUUUUGACCCCCGAGAGGCCACCAUAGCUUCUGUUCACAAUGCGCUGCACUCUGGCGAGAGUUGUCGGAACAUCGUCUCUGCCUUCUUGUCACGCAUCGAAGCAUUGGAUGGAAACAUCAAUUCGAUCAUAUCCUUGGACCCGGAAUCUCUCGCAAUUGCAUCACAACAAGACGCACUGUUCGCCUCGCAAAAUGCCACUGUAGGCCCGCUGUUUUGUGUCCCCGUGCUUCUAAAGGACAAUCUUGACACUGCGUCUCUUCCAACAACCAGCGGGAGCCUCGCUUUGGCUGACUCGAGACCCUCGAUCGAUGCCGCGGUUGUCAAGGCGCUCAAAGACGCGGGCGCCAUCAUUCUAGGCAAAACGAAUCUUCAAGAACUUGCUUUGGAAGGAAUAUCGGUGUCAUCUUUGGGGGGCCAGACAAUCAAUCCAUACGACACUGAUCGAACCCCGGGAGGGUCGUCUGGGGGCAGUGGUGCUAGUGUUGCUGCAUCUCUCGCGGUUCUUGCUCUAGGCACAGACACGAUAAACAGUGUACGCAGCCCAGCAAGCGCGAACAGCCUCUUUGGACUACGUCCGACAAGAGGCCUCGUCUCAAGAGCAGGGGUCAUCCCAAACUCGCAUACGCAGGAUGCUGUCGGACCCAUCGCACGAUGUGUUGAAGAUCUGGCUAUCGCACUUUCGGCAAUUGCAAGUAAGCAACUUGAUUCUGAAGACAACAGUACUGCACUUGUACCUGAAGGUGUUCAUGGAACGGAUUACUACAUGGAUCUUGCGUCAGGUUCUCUCGAGGGUAAGACGAUCGGAGUGCUUGAAACCUUCUUCGAUCGUACUUCGUCCAACGAGACGGAUCCUGUGAACGAAGCUAUGGAUGCAAUGGUGGUGAGCUUGCAAGAAGCAGGCGCCAUCGUUGUACCAAUUGAUGACGCCAGAUACAACGUGAAUUCUAUCCUUAGCUCGUGCGAGACACAAAAGUUUGAGCUGAGGCAAGAGGUGGACAAAUACCUCUCGCGAGAGUCUCUCAGGGGCCAACACCCUGCAACACUCCAAAACCUUUAUAGCGAAGGUAAUUCUUUUCUUGUGCUUCCUCCGCAGUACGAUUUCGUCAAGGCGGUACUGAAAGGUAGCACACGAGAUCUCGAGUACGAGACAGUAUUGAAGAACAUCCAAGAUCUGACUACGCAUCUGCAUGCAACGUUUGCAACAGAUCGCUUGGAUGCAAUCAUCUACCCGCAGCAAAGAAACCUCCCAGUUAGGAUCGGAGCCGCAUCCCAACAUGGACGCAACGGUAUUCUAGCUGGCGUGACUGGAUUUCCCUCUCUGGCGCUUCCUGCGGGCUUCAGUCCUACUACCGACACAGCCCCAAUCGGUAUCCCUGUUGGUCUCGAGCUGAUGGGCUUACCGUGGACGGAAGCCAAACUGCUACAGAUGGCGCACGGGGUCCAAGCUCUAACGCAGAUCAGAAAGCCACCUGUGUGGGCUAGACGGCAUGUACCUGUUCGAAACUACGUUGCUGUGCCCAGUGUCAUGCCGAAGGGUAGCAACAGUAUCCCAUCUGCUUAUCCGCUUGGAGUUCUAUCGUAG
This is a messenger RNA of Aureobasidium subglaciale EXF-2481, 1656 nucleotides long. RefSeq lists its product as uncharacterized. NCBI's taxonomy places the organism in Eukaryota, Fungi, Ascomycota, Dothideomycetes, Dothideales, Saccotheciaceae. The coding region runs from base 1 to 1656 and encodes 551 amino acids. The record is from RefSeq and is a predicted model, not a curated record. The transcript has a single exon.